AUGCGAUCGACCGAGGCGAUUCACCGGCUACCAGUUUCACAUAGCGGCAGUGGCGGCAGGGUACAACGGUGUAGGGGAAAGGAACAGCUGCUAGAUCGGCAAGCUGUGGAGAAAUUAUCGUCGAGCGCGGGCAAGUGUUGCGUCGGCGACGAGAUUACAUUAGCGGAUCGUUGCCUAGUGCCACAGGUAUAUAAUGCGCGGAAAUUUUAUGUCGACCUGAGACCUUAUCUCACGAUUCUAAGAGUGGACCGUCACUUGGAACACCAUCCGGCCAUCAUCGCGACUCAUCCCAAUAAUCAGCCCGAUUGUUCGAGGCGAUCAAGUAGCAAGCGAGGCAAACCACCCUCUUUCUCUUUUAAUCUUUCAGAAGACUGCAAAGUGGUGAUCUAACAUAUGACAUGGUGAUACCACUAUGAUACAUAGUGAUAAAAAGUGAAUGGAUUGCAUUUGUUCCGAUUUCUAUAUAUUUAAAUUUGUAUGAAUUAAAGUUUUUAUAUUUCUAUAA
Pogonomyrmex barbatus (red harvester ant) is the source of this 505-nucleotide messenger RNA. Its product is annotated as probable maleylacetoacetate isomerase 2. The record is from RefSeq and is a predicted model, not a curated record. Lineage: Eukaryota; Metazoa; Arthropoda; Insecta; Hymenoptera; Formicidae.